Molecule: messenger RNA, 1902 nt
Organism: Onychostruthus taczanowskii (white-rumped snowfinch)
Lineage: Eukaryota; Metazoa; Chordata; Aves; Passeriformes; Passeridae
Biological process (GO): DNA catabolic process
Cellular component (GO): nucleus
Molecular function (GO): DNA nuclease activity
Source: RefSeq, a predicted model, not a curated record
AUGGCAGCCUCGAGGCUGGCGCUGUCGCUGCUGGUCGCAGCUCUCCUGCUGCACGUGGCCACCACGCUGAAGAUUGGUGCCUUCAACAUCAAAGCGUUUGGGGACACCAAGAUGUCCAACCAGACCGUGGCAAAUAUCAUCGUCUCUAUCCUGUCGGAGUACGACAUCGUUCUGGUGCAGGAGGUCCGGGAUGCCGACCUGAGUGCUGUGAAUGACCUCAUGGACCAGCUCAACAGUGCUGGGGAGCACCCAUACGACCUUUUGGUCAGCGUCCCCCUGGGUCGGGGCACCUACAAGGAGCAGUACCUCUUCAUCUACAGGUCAGACAUGGUCUCCGUGCUGGGAAGCUACUACUACGAUGAUGGCUGUGAACCCUGUGGGACUGACACCUUCAGCAGGGAGCCCUUCAUUGUGAAGUUCUCCUCACCCACCACACCAGAGGUGCAGGAGUUCGUGUUGGUGCCUCUGCAUUCGGAGCCCAGCCACGCAGCACAGGAGAUUGACGCGCUCUACGAUGUCUACUCCGAUGUCAUCAACAAGUGGGGGACCAACGACAUGAUCUUCCUGGGUGAUUUCAACGCUGACUGCUCCUACGUGACCAGCUCCCAGUGGCCGUCCAUCCGCCUGCGCUCCCUCUGCGCCUGCGAGUGGCUCAUCCCCGACAGCGCCGACACCACCGUGGCCGACACCGACUGCGCCUACGACCGCAUCAUCGCUUGUGGAACUGCCCUGCGCCAAGACAUUGAACCUGGCUCCGCCACCAUCAACAACUUCCAGAAGAAAUUCCACCUCCAGAUGAAGGAUGCUUUGGCUGUCAGCGACCAUUUCCCAGUGGAGGUGACCCUGAAAGCCCCUCUGGAAGGGAGGUCCCUUCAGUAUCCCCAGCAGCCCCUGGUGCCCCAGCCCCUCAGCCCCCUGCCAGAGAGACAGGGAGGUCUCAGGGCUCCUGCCAUCAAGACACCUGCACCCAUGGGGUGCAUCAAUCCUGGAAGAAUGGGGACUGUGACACUGGAAUUGUCCCUGCUGGCUGUGGCUCUCCUGUGCCCAGCCACUGCCAUGCUGCGCAUCGGUGCCUUCAACAUCCAGGCCUUCGGUGACACCAAGAUGUCCAACAAGGAAGUGGCAGAGAUCAUCACCAACGUCCUGCGCCGCUACGACGUGGUGCUGGUGCAGGAGGUGCGCGACUCCGACCUCAGCGCCGUCACCGAGCUCAUGGAGCAGCUCAACAGUGCAUCCACAUCCCAAUAUGACUAUGAGAUCAGUGGCCCCCUGGGACGGGAGAACUACAAGGAGAUGUACCUGUUUAUCUACAGGACAGAUGUUGUGUCUGUGGUGGACACCUACCAAUAUGAGGACCCCCAGGAUGUCUUCAGCCGGGAGCCAUUCAUCCUGAGGGUCUCAGCACCCAGCACCAGUAAGUGGGGGAACCAGUGGCCAUUGGUUGUGGCAUGGGGUGGCCGUGGGGGACAUCCCUCUCUCCUGGUAGAGGUGAAGGAGUUUGUGCUGGUGCCCCUGCACUCGGCCCCACAUGAUGCUGUCGCUGAGAUUGAUGCGCUCUACGACGUCUACCUGGCCAUCAUCGACAAGUGGGGGACUGAUAAUAUGAUGUUCCUGGGGGACUUCAAUGCCGACUGUUCCUACGUCCAGCCAAGUGACUGGCCGUCCAUCCGCCUGCGCACCAGCGACAUCUUCAAGUGGCUGAUCCCCGACAGCGCCGACACCACCGUGGGCAAGUCAGACUGCGCCUAUGACAGGAUCGUGGUGUGUGGCAACAAGCUGAAGAGAGGCAUCCUCUCCAACUCAGCUGGUAUCUACAAUUUCCAGCGCGCUUUCCAGCUGGACCAGGAGGAGGCCCUGGCAGUCAGUGACCACUACCCAGUCGAGGUGAAGCUGGCAGCCUGA